Messenger RNA from Larimichthys crocea (large yellow croaker), 4386 nucleotides. RefSeq names its product bone morphogenetic protein receptor type-1A. NCBI's taxonomy places the organism in Eukaryota, Metazoa, Chordata, Actinopteri, Sciaenidae. The transcript has 13 exons. Gene Ontology annotation, molecular function: transmembrane receptor protein serine/threonine kinase activity; ATP binding. The record is from RefSeq and is a predicted model, not a curated record. Gene Ontology annotation, biological process: cellular response to growth factor stimulus; cell surface receptor protein serine/threonine kinase signaling pathway; protein phosphorylation. Gene Ontology annotation, cellular component: plasma membrane; signaling receptor complex. Bases 687 to 2267 code for a protein of 526 amino acids.
CGCAGACGAUCUUUGUCAGGCUGGUAUUUGCUCUCCUCCAUCAUCAAACAGCCCCAAACCACAAACCGAGCGGCCGAGCGAGGGAGCGACCGAGCGGGGGGAGCCGAGGACAGUACGCCGCUGAAACGCACUAACACUGAGAUUUAACGCCUUUUUUAUGCCGCGUUGAGGGGAUUUGGACUUGAAUUUAAAAAAAGAGGAUGAAAUAACGUCGAAAAAGAUGCGCCACGUCGGCGGGAAAAGAAGUUAAACUUAAAAAAAAAAAAAGGUUGGUACUUGUGAUGUUGGUCUGAUCUGCCCCGGCUUCCUCUGCUUCAAGACUACAUUUCCCAUGGAGCCGUGCACUGACACACACACUGUUCUACCAUGGAGCCACCAGUCAGGGUUUUGGACCCAAAGAGCCAGUGAGACAGAAGAGGACCUGAUAUUGUGAUAUCACCCUCCAAACCUGAAUCCAUCCCGUCGUCUCCUCCCUCCAACCCCUCCUGCCUGUCCUCCGGUUGACCAUCCUCAUCUGGAGCUCCUCCCUGCCCCCACCCCCGACUCCUCCUGUGGAUUUAAAGACUUUUAUCAGGACUUGAGUGUCUCCGCUCAGUGCGACACGCUGACCAGAAGCUCCUAAUCACAGAGCUAAGGCCCAGUCUGGGCCCAGUUCAGGCCCGGUCUCAGUCCAGUCCUGCUGCAGGAUGAGAGGUCUACCGUUCUGUUUGGCUGUGAUGGCCACUGCUCUGCUGCUGACCCUCAGAACCGACGCUGCAGGUCAGAACCCGGACAACGUCCUGCAGGGCACAGGGGUGAAACCCGAGGCUCGGCGGCCGGGCGAGGACUCGACGAUAGCGCCGGAAGACGCUGCCCGUUUCCUCAGCUGCUACUGCUCCGGACACUGUCCUGAGGACGCCACGAACAACACCUGCCAGACCAACGGUCAGUGUUUUGCCAUCAUCGAGGAGGAUGAGCACGGCGAGGCCAUCCUCACCUCUGGCUGCAUGAAGUACGAAGGCUCACACUUCCAGUGCAAGGACUCUCCCAACGCUCAGACCAGGAGGACGAUCGAGUGCUGCAACACCGACUUCUGCAACAAAGACCUGCAGCCCACGCUGCCCCCUCAGGCUCCAGCCGAAGGCAGCCCUCACUGGUUGGCCUUCCUCAUCUCCAUGACGGUCUGCUGCUGCACUCUGAUCUGUGUCACCGUGGUGUGUUACUACAGGUAUAAGUGGCAGAGUGAGCGUCAGCGCUAUCACAAGGAUCUGGAGCAGGAAGUCUUCAUACCUGUUGGAGAGUCGCUUAAAGAUCUCAUCCACCAAUCACAGAGCUCAGGCAGCGGCUCGGGGCUCCCUCUGCUGGUGCAGCGAACCAUCGCCAAGCAGAUCCAGAUGGUGCGUCAGAUUGGUAAAGGGCGAUACGGCGAGGUGUGGCUGGGCCGCUGGAGGGGAGAGAAGGUGGCCGUCAAAGUCUUCUUCACCCGAGAGGAAGCCAGCUGGUUCAGGGAGACGGAGAUCUACCAGACGGUGCUGAUGAGACACGAGAACAUCCUCGGCUUCAUCGCGGCCGACAUUAAGGGCACCGGCGCCUUCACGCAGCUCUUCCUCAUCACCGACUACCACGAGAACGGCUCUCUGUACGACUACCUGAAGCUGACGACGCUCGACACGCAGUCUCUGCUGCGGCUGGCGUACUCCGCCGCCUGCGGCCUCUGUCACCUGCACACCGAGAUCUACGGCACGCAGGGAAAACCGGCCAUCGCCCACCGAGACCUCAAGAGCAAGAACAUCCUGAUCAAGAAGAACGGCACCUGCUGCAUCGCCGACCUCGGCCUCGCUGUCAAGUUCAACAGCGACACUAACGAGGUGGACAUCCCUCUGAGCACCCGGGUCGGGACGCGGCGCUACAUGGCCCCCGAGGUCCUGGACGAGAGCCUCAACAAGAACCACUUCCAGGCUUACAUCAUGGCCGACAUGUACAGCUACGGCCUGGUCAUCUGGGAGAUGGCCAGACGCUGCGUCACCGGAGGUAUCGCGGAGGACUACCAGCUGCCGUACUACGAGAUGGUUCCCUCCGACCCGUCUUACGAAGACAUGCUGGAGGUGGUCUGCGUCAAAGGACUGCGGCCCACCGUGUCCAACCGCUGGAACAGCGACGAGUGUCUCCGGGCCAUGCUGAAGCUGAUGUCGGAGUGCUGGGCUCACAACCCCGCCUCCCGCCUCACCAUCCUCAGAGUGAAGAAGACGCUCGCCAAGAUGGUCGAGUCCCAGGACAUAAAGAUCUGACCGCUCCCUCCUCCUCCUCCUCCUCCUCCUCCUCCUCCCCUUUGUCCUCCUCCUCCUCGGACUCACCUGAACCCAGAACACACUCGACCUGACCUGGACCUCAUCCGACCGCACCGGAUCCCCAGCCUCAGCUCAUUGCUCUUCAUCAGGAGGAGGAGGAGGAGGAGAAGAUGGGAGAUUUAAAUAUGAAAAAGGACCCGCCUCAGGGCUGAACUGUGCGUCUCCUCCUCCUCCUCCUCCUCCCUCCUCCCUCCUCCAUCGUCAGUCAUCUGCGGCCUGGAAACAAACAUAGGAGUCCUCCUCCCUCCUCCUCCUCCUCCUCCUCCUCUUUCUGUGCCGGUGUUUGACGCUUUCUGUGAAAGCCAAACGAGACGAUAAUUUUGAUGAGCGAGGAGGAGGAGCUUCAUGAUGCUCGUUGUGAAUGAACCGAGAAACAAUUGAGAUCUCCUUUUUUAAAUUUUAUGUUUUAAGGGCCCUCCUCACUUCCUCACCUCCUCGUCUCCUCGCCUCCCCCAGCCCUCCUCAAAACGCUAAAAAUGCCAAUUUUGUUGUUGUUGUUGUUGUUUUCUCUUCAGGACUGAGUUCUCCUGCCAUAUUGAAAUAUAUCUCCGCUCUAAAGUAGAGUUAAUUAUAAAAAUAAGGUACUAUUAUAAUAUGUGAAUUUUAAAGUGUACAUAGAUGUUCUCAUUAGACGCCGUGCCUCCUCAUGAGAAGAUUUUAAAGACCAGAACACUUUGCUGCAGACGUCCAGCCGACUCCUCAGAGACGUUGACAGAAAACGAUGGAGUCCCCACGGAGAGACGUCUCCCGUCCUGUCUGUCCCGUCUGUCCUGUCCUGUCCUGUCUGUCUGUGUCCCGGUUCGUGUUUGUCCGUCACGUAUGAAGAGGAGCGGAGCUGCUCUGGUGGCAGAGGAAGCGUCUCAUUGGUGCUUGGAGUUAAACCUCAGCUGGGUGGAGUCAAAAGAGCCAGAUCUAAGUCAGCUCUGCGAGCCAGUCAGAGAGAAGAGAACUUGUUUUUAAUUUAAAUGUAUUGACUUAUAACGAGCAAACGAACUUAACGUGUCCAAACCUCCUUUGUCAGCAGCUGUAACCAAAGAUAACAAGGCGAUCCACGUACGUUUCAUCAACCUCCUGCCGGCCUUCCGUCACUGUUUAAAGUUUAAAACUCUUCGAUCAAACGUGGGAAGAAGUUAAAAUAUUUUUAGAUAUUUAGUUUGUCAUACAAAGACGUUAAACGUUAAAGAUAACGGAGCACUGAGCUUGUUCCCGUUACCCCUAAAUUCCACCGGACGCGGUCGCCGCAGCGCUGUAGUCGAUGUGGUACCGUGGUCCGGUUCUCCUACACACCGAGCACCUGGAGCUGACAGGAAGCCAGACACAGAAACAGCAUAGAGAAUCUGGUGGAUUUUCAAAAUAAAACACCCCACGCAAACAGAAAUGAACUACGCAGCAUAUUUACACAUGUAGAAGCAUUUUUAGAAGAACAUAAACCAGGUAGGGUGACGGAGACGUGUCCGUGGUUCGGUCUCAUCUUUGUCGCUCGGCUUCACCCUAACGUGGUAUGCAAAUUUAAAAAAUUUGGCUCCUCCCACUGAGGUUUCACCCAUCCAAUCAGACGAUUUCUUUCUUUCUGUGUAGAAGAUUCAUUUAUUCCACAAUAAAGAGUCAAUUUCUUUUUCUUUUUUUCUUAAAUUUAAGAAUUUUCUUUCAGUUGCAUUUUUUUGGGACAAAACAUUUAAAAUAUUUGGGAAACCGGUCUUGAAUGCCCCGGACCUCUGUGGAUGAAAGUCGCCUUUAACGUUUGGUUUUCUCUCCUCGGCAGCAGGACGACGCGAGAUUGUUGUGAAUGAAGCUAACCUUUCAUACCGUAGCUAUUUAAGAGCAGUAACUUAGUGUUUUUCUCUGUAUUAAAUAUGCAAGAAAACCCCCAGUAUAGAAAUAAUCUCUAAUAUGUAAAUCUUUUUUUUGUUUUGUUUCGGUGUUGUUCUUGUUGUUGUUGUUGUCGUUUUGUACAGCAUCUGGUUCGGUGCCUUAUGAGUUUACCAAGGAAAUGAAAACUCUGUAAACAGUCUGUCCAAUGUAACGAUUUUUAAGUAAAUAACCUUAUUUUAGUACACAA